CUUCUGCACAUCCCCCGCCAUUAGAAAUCUUCUCCAGCCUCCCUCUCCUUUCCAGUGCUCCAACUCCCUUCGUGUGUGCUCCACCGCGCCAACAUACUCCUCCGUGUUCUCUCUUAACCACCAACGAAAGCUUCGACUCUAUCGAAAACCUGUUCAAAGCUUUCAUUUUUUACAAAUUGACCAAGAUCGGCCUCAGAUUGUGUUGCCCAGCUUUCUCUCUCUCAAGUUGUAAUAGCCUGAUGGGCGAAGAGGAAGAUGAUAGGCCAUCCAAGCCUUCUACAUCGAUUUCACCGUCCCAAGCUAUCAUGGUCCUAGAAAUCCAUACUGCCCGGCAUUUUUUAUGACACCAAAUACAUAUUCAAAUUCAUAUAUGUAUCAUUGGAGUAGCCAGCAUCCAUUGAUGCCACCUAUUGGACCGACUAUGCCAUACCCUCUGUUGAGUAAUCCGGAGGAGUUGAGAAUAUUUCAAGAGACUGGCCAGCAUCCCGCGAUGCCAUACCCUCCUUUGAGUAAUCUAGAUGAGUUAAAAAGAUUUCAAGAGACUAGCCAACAACCAUAUAUGCCAACUGUUGGACCGACUAUGCCAUACCCUUCGUUGAGUAAUCCGAAGGUGUUGAGAAGAUUUCAAGAGAGUAGCCAGCAUCCCCCGAUGCCACUUGUUCGACCAAGUAUGCCAUACCCUCUCUCAAAUAAUCCGGAGGAAUUGAGAAGAUUUCAAGAAACUGGCCAGCCUUCGACUGAAAAGACCCCCCAACCCGCAAGUGAGUCAUCAACUAUGCCUAAUAGUGUUGACUUUGAAAUUACUAACGAACCUCCAUCUGAGGUAAUUAAAGAGACGGAGGCUAAGGGGAGUAAGAAAGUCUCGGAUGAUGAUGAACGAGUUGAAGUACCGAGAUGUGGUAUGGAGUUUACCAAUGAGAAAGAGCUUAUGGCAUAUUACAAACGAUAUGCCAAGCAAGCGGGGUUUGGUGUGAAAACAUUUAGGACAAAGAGAGAUGUAGAUGGGAGUGCAACAUAUGUGACAAUUGGGUGUGCACGUGCCGGGAAGUACGUGCCUAGCCACAGUAAUGUCUCCAGGCCACGACCCACAACUAAAACAGGCUGUAAUGCUAAGGUAAAUGCUAAAUUUGCUAAUGGGGUAUGGGUUUUGACAACUAUUGAAAAUACUCACAAUCAUAGUACAGUCAGCCCGAAGAAGUCUAGAUUUUUUAGAUCUCACAAGUGUUUAGACGAAUACAGCCAAAGGAUGCUCGAUUUGAAUGACAGGGCAGGUAUUCGAAUGAACAAGAACUUUGGGGCACUGGUUCAAGACGCUGGGGGGUUUGAGAAUCUUGACUUUCAAGAAAAAGAUUGUCGCAAUUUUAUUGAUAAAGCCAGACAUUUACGGUUAGGUAAAGGGGGUGGCCAAGCACUUGGUGAAUACUUCGAAAGAAUGAGGGAAAUGAAUGAUGGUUUCGUUUCUGUCAUGGAUGUCGAUGAUGAGGGAAGAUUACGAAAUGUGUUCUGGGUUGACGCACGAAGUCGAGCGUCAUAUGAGUAUUUUGGGGAUGUUAUCACAUUCGACACGACGUACCUAACAAAUAGGUAUGGUAUGCCUUUUGCUCCAUUUGUUGGUGUAAACCAUCAUGGGCAGUCAAUCCUGUUAGGGGCUGGCUUGAUUUCCAGCGAGGACACAAGUACAUUUGAAUGGUUGUUUCGAGCAUGGCUAAAGUCCAUGAAUGGUCGAUCGCCCAAAGCCAUCAUAACCGACCAAGAUCGGGCAAUGAAGAAUGCUAUAGCCACUGUAUUUCCAGACAGUCGUCAUAGAUAUUGUCUCUGGCAUAUCAUGCGGAAAUUGCCAGAGAAAUUGGGAUCUCACUCUUAAUUCAACUCAGGGUUGAAGUCUAGCAUUCAGAGUGCAUUAUAUGAUUCACAGACAUGCGCUGAGUUUGAGGACAAGUGGGGACAACUACUUCAUAAGUAUGAUCUUCAGAAUAAUGCAUGGCUGCAAGGGUUAUACGAGGAGAGGUCUUUCUGGGUACCGAUUUAUUUGAAAAGUGUAUUUUGGGCUGGUAUGAGCACGACACAGCGUUCUGAAAGUAUGAAUGCUUUUUUCGAUGGGUUUGUGCAUUCUGGUACGACUUUGAAGGAAUUUGUCGAUCAAUUUGACAAUGCUCUUAGAAAGAAGGUGGAGGUCGAGGCAAUAGCUGAUUUCAAUUCUCUUAACCAAACGAUCCCAUGUGUAUCCCCAUCUGACAUUGAGAAACAGUUUCAAACAGUGUAUACAAAUGCUAAGUUUAAAGAGGUCCAAAAAGAGGUGUUGGGGAUGAUUAUGUGUAACUGCACCCAUGUCAAUACGCAGGGAUGUAUAUCCACAUUCGAUGCUUUAGAUCAAGUUUCCAUCGAUGACCAUGUCAAAACAUUUAAAUACUCAGUUUACUAUAAUGAAGAGGAGUGCAACAUUAAAUGCACGUGUCAGUUGUUUGAGACAAGGGGCAUUCUCUGUAGGCAUGCAUUUAGGGUAUGUAAUAUGAAGAACAUUACGUUGAUACCCGAAAAAUAUGUAUUGGAUCGAUGGAGGAAAGACAUUAAGAGGAGAUAUACAUUGAUAAAAAGUAGUUAUGAUGACUUGCGGAGCAAUGCAGACGCACGGAGGUAUGAGGUUGUGGUGAAGAGAUGUUUAAAAUUAGCAACUCGUGUAUCUCCAAGUGAUUACCAUGUCGAUGCAUUCUUGCGCGUUUUAGAUGACUUUGAGAAAAAAUUUGAAAGUUUAACACUUGAAUCAAAAUCCAGUUCAACCAAGGUCAAAGCAAAUGUCGUCGCGGAUAAGGGUAAAAAAAUAUUAAGCCCUCACGUUGUCCGGGGGAAAGGGAGACCCCCGACAAAAAGAAAGGUUUCGGCUGUGGAGAAAGGAGCAACGAAAAAGAAGAAGAAACAGGUACCUUUCAUGCCUCUUGGAUUUUAUUGUAUAUAUUCCUUUCUAAUAUAUGUCUAUUUUUCUGUGUGAUUUUAGACUUGCAGAAAAAUAUUUGAUGAUGAAUCACAAUUGCAUGACCUUCCGGAAUCUCAAAUUAACACUAGCACACAACCAAUGCCAUUGGGCAAUGAGGAGGUGUGAGGUUUUGCUUAUUUGUAAUUGUUUCUACCAUCAUUUUCGAAAGUUAUUAUGCAUGUGGUAUUGAAUAUUAUUUGUGUUGUUUCAGGUGUGUGACCAUACUGAUGCGUUGUAAUUCCAUGGAGUUGCCAAAUUCAGAUAAUGUGUGAAAAUUUUACUUAUUAGUGUUCUGGUCAAUUAUUAGUGUGCACUAUUAUUGACUAGACUUGCCAAUAUUUCUCCGCUGCAUCAUCUGACUAGACAGAGGCUUGAGAAGAUUUUUUUGCAGCAUCUAGCAUGUGACUGGACUUAUUAUUUUUUGGGAGCUUGUGUACAUGCCGCUUUUCAAGCAUGUGCAGAAUUUUUUGUGGAGGUCACAAGUAUUGGCAGCUUGUGUGGAUAAACAUGGCUAGAUUGUGUAUAUGUUGUUUGUGGCCAGUUGUGUAUAGCAUGGCUAAAUAUUGGCAGCUUGUGUAGAUAAACAUGGCUAAAUGUUGUGGAUUGUGUCCAGGUGUAUGCGUGUGGAUGGUUUUGUGUCCAGUUGUGUAUGAAUUUUGUGUAUUUUGGGGGUUGGAGACAAAAAACUCAUUGGAGAUGUAUAGAUUUUGAUUCAAAAUCAGGAACUGGAAGUACUUGUUAUAAUGCUUAUCAUGUAAU
Molecule: messenger RNA, 3730 nt
Organism: Juglans regia (Persian walnut)
Lineage: Eukaryota; Viridiplantae; Streptophyta; Magnoliopsida; Fagales; Juglandaceae
Product: protein FAR1-RELATED SEQUENCE 5-like
Exons: 9
Coding region: 341-1864 (507 amino acids)
Source: RefSeq, a predicted model, not a curated record